AAAUCGACCCCUUUUCCCUGUUCUUCCUUCCGAACUCAAAAUUUCAGAGUUACAAUCGCUCCGUUCACUCAGUUUUUUUAUCUUUUAAUUCACAAUAAUAACAACCCGCCAGCUAAAUGGCUGCAGCGGCUGCGACGACGGCGACGAUGGUGAGCUCCGCCGGAGCUUUAAUAGCAAUGCUUAAUGAGGAUCUUCCUCAACUCAAAAAGCACGCGCUUAACAAUCUGAACCGAUUCGUGGAUCAGUUCUGGCCUGAGAUCUCUACAAGUGUCCCACAAAUUGAGAGUAUGUACGAAGAUGAGCAGUUUGAUCAGGACCAGAGACAACUUGCUGCUUUGGUUGUUUCAAAGGUUUUCUGUUAUCUAGGUGACCUAGAUGAUUCCCUGUCAUAUGCUCUUGGAGCUGGUCGUCUUUUUGAUGUUACUGAAGACUCAGACUAUGUUCAUACUCUUCGUGCUAAGGCUAUAAAUGAGUAUGCUGCACGUAAGACAAAAGCAGCUGAAUCAAAUGUCGUGUCUACAAAUGUGGACCCCAGGCUUGAGGAAAUUGUGGAGAGAAUGCUGGAUAAGUGCAUUGAGGAAGGCAAAACCCAACAAGCUAUUGGAAUGGCUAUUGAAUGUAGAAGAUUGGAUAAACUUAAGCAAGCAAUAAUAGAGAGUCCUAAUGUUCAGUCAACAUUGUCUUAUUGCAUCAAUGUGUCCAAUGCUUUUGUCAAUAGUAGAGAAUAUCGACGUGAGGUUUUCCAUCUUCUUGUCAAUGUUUAUGAAACAUCGCCUUCUCCAGAUUAUUUGAACAUUUGCCAAUGUCUCAUGUUCUUGGGCGAGCCUGAGCGUGUAGCAAGCAUCUUUGAAAAACUUCUACGUUCGGAAAAUAAGAAUGAUGUUUUGAAUGCAUUUCAAAUAGCUUUUGAUCUCGUCGAGAAUGAGCACCAGGCUUUUCUGUUAAAUGUCAUAGAUCGCCUCCCAGCUCCAAAGCCUUCUAAUUUGGAGUCAGUACAGCCGAAAUCUUCCAAUCCAGACCCCCCUCAAAAUGAAAAUACUUCUGUGGAGGAUGUUCAAAUGACUGAAGGAACUUCAGCUUCAAGUGCUGUUCAUGAAACAGAUCCAAAGGAAGCAAUGUAUGCUGAGAAUUUGACAAAAAUCAAGGGAAUUUUGUCUGGCGAGACAUCAAUUAAGUUGACUCUGCAAUUUCUAUACAGUCAUAACAAAUCGGAUCUUCUUAUUUUGAAGACAAUCAAACAGUCUGUUGAAAUGAGGAAUAGUGUUUGUCACAGUGCUACUAUUUACGCUAAUGCAAUUAUGCAUGCUGGAACAACCGUAGAUACAUUCCUCAGGGACAAUCUGGAUUGGUUGAGCAGAGCCACUAAUUGGGCCAAAUUUAGUGCUACAGCAGGCCUUGGUGUCAUCCACAGGGGUCACUUACAGCAGGGAAGAUCAUUAAUGAGACCUUAUUUGCCCCAGGGUGGAACUGGUGGAGGUAGUCCAUACUCAGAAGGUGGUGCUCUUUAUGCUCUGGGUCUCAUCCAUGCAAACCAUGGUGAGGGCAUCAAAAAAUUCCUCCGUGACAGCUUACGCAGCACGAAUGUAGAGGUUAUUCAACAUGGUGCAUGCCUAGGUCUCGGUUUGGCAGCUUUAGGAACUGCUGAUGAAGAUAUCUACGAUGACAUCAAAAGUGCUUUAUAUACUGAUAGUGCUGUCGCCGGUGAAGCUGCUGGUAUUAGUAUGGGAUUACUUAUGGUUGGAACUGCAAGUGAAAAAGCCAGUGAGAUGCUUACUUAUGCUCAUGAAACACAGCAUGAGAAGAUUAUUAGGGGACUGGCAUUGGGGAUAGCAUUGACUGUCUAUGGAAGAGAAGAGGAAGCAGACACACUGAUUGAGCAGAUGACUCGGGAUCAGGAUCCUAUACUUCGUUAUGGUGGUAUGUAUGCAUUAGCAUUGGCCUACAGGGGAACUGCAAACAAUAAGGCCAUCCGCCAGUUGCUGCACUUUGCUGUUUCAGAUGUCAGUGAUGACGUCAGGAGGACUGCUGUUCUUGCACUUGGAUUUGUUCUGUACAAUGACCCAGAGCAGACUCCACGAAUUGUCUCUCUGUUGUCAGAAUCCUACAACCCACAUGUACGUUAUGGAGCAGCUCUUGCCGUUGGCAUUUCCUGUGCAGGCACUGGCUUGAGUGAGGCUAUAUCAUUGCUAGAACCUUUAACAUCAGAUGUCGUUGAUUUUGUUCGUCAAGGUGCCCUUAUUGCAAUGGCUAUGGUUAUGGUGCAAAUGAACGAGGCUUGUGAUUCUCGUGUUGGAACAUUCAGGCGACAAUUGGAAAAGAUAAUCCUUGAUAAGCAUGAAGAUACCAUGAGCAAGAUGGGAGCCAUCCUUGCUUCGGGAAUAAUUGACGCUGGUGGAAGGAAUGUGACAAUUAAAUUGCUUUCCAAGUCUAAGCACGAUAAAGUGACUGCGGUUGUCGGACUAGCCGUUUUUAGCCAGUUUUGGUACUGGUAUCCUCUCAUUUACUUCAUAAGCUUAGCAUUCUCACCCACAGCUUUAAUUGGGCUUAAUUAUGACUUGAAUGUUCCAAAAUUCGAGUUCAUAUCAAAUGCAAAACCAUCUCUAUUCGAGUAUCCAAAGCCAACUACAGUGCCCACCACCGCAUCUGCUGUGAAGCUUCCUACUGCAGUUCUGUCAACAUCGGCGAAGGCCAAAACUAGAGCCAAGAAAGAUGCAGAACAGAAAGCUAAUGCAGAGAAGGCAGCAGCUGGGGCAGAGUCUUCAUCUGCUGCAAAUAAUAUGGGAAAAGAGAAACCGACUGGUGAAAAGGAUGGAGAUUCUAUGCAGGUUGAUGGCCAGCCUGAGAAAAAAGCAGAGCCCGAACCUUCAUUUGAGAUUUUGACUAACCCGGCUAGAGUUGUACCGGGCCAGGAGAAGUUUAUUAAAUUCAAGGAAGAUAGCAGAUAUGAACCUAUUAAGUCAGCACCUUCAGGGUUUGUCCUUCUGAAAGACUUGCAACCAUCUGAACCAGAAGUGCUUUCCCUUACAGAUGCACCUUCAUCAACACCGUCACCGGCUGGUGGUUCAGCUGCACCACAGCAGGGGUCAGCAUCAACAAUGGCUGUUGAUGAGGAACCCCAACCACCUCAGCCUUUUGAGUAUUCCUCGUGAUUAUGGAAUUUAUAAUUCGGGCGCUUUUCGCUUGGGUGAAAAAAAGUGAACUGUGCUUCAGCAACGACUUCAGUUGCUGGAUAGUAACGAUCCAGCGGAAGUCCAGUUUGAGCCAAUCUGCAGCCACCCUUGUUGAGGGGAACAACUUUAUUAGGUACUUUGAUUUACAUAAAAUUGGAGUUUGUAGAUGUUAAUUUAGUAGUGAUUAUACAUUUCAAUUUGUUAUCAUAACUGUGUUUUUCGAAUGUUCUCAUCGACAGUCUUUUCCUUUC
Mercurialis annua (annual mercury) is the source of this 3421-nucleotide messenger RNA. RefSeq names its product 26S proteasome non-ATPase regulatory subunit 1 homolog A-like. Gene Ontology annotation, cellular component: proteasome complex; nucleus; proteasome storage granule. The transcript has 13 exons. The record is from RefSeq and is a predicted model, not a curated record. Gene Ontology annotation, molecular function: enzyme regulator activity. The coding region runs from base 117 to 3149 and encodes 1010 amino acids. Lineage: Eukaryota; Viridiplantae; Streptophyta; Magnoliopsida; Malpighiales; Euphorbiaceae. Gene Ontology annotation, biological process: proteasome-mediated ubiquitin-dependent protein catabolic process; regulation of protein catabolic process.